Molecule: messenger RNA, 1097 nt
Organism: Sinocyclocheilus anshuiensis
Lineage: Eukaryota; Metazoa; Chordata; Actinopteri; Cypriniformes; Cyprinidae
Product: cysteine dioxygenase type 1-like
Exons: 5
Coding region: 1-624 (207 amino acids)
Biological process (GO): L-cysteine catabolic process
Molecular function (GO): cysteine dioxygenase activity; ferrous iron binding
Source: RefSeq, a predicted model, not a curated record
AUGGAGCAGACCGAGCUCGUGAAGCCAGACACUCUGGAGGAUUUGAUCAAAACUCUCCACAAGCUCUUUGAAAGCGACAGCGUCAAUGUGGAGGAGGUGCAGAGCAUCAUGGAGUCCUAUAAAAGUAAACCUCACGAGUGGAUGAAAUAUGCUACAUUUGACCAGUACAGACACAUCCUAUCAUUUUCACAGUGUACUAAAGAAAGCAAGAAAUGGUUAUUAAUCUGUUGUGUUUCUGAGUUGGCCUGUGUUUGGCAUGAUUGCAGCAGCAUCCACGAUCACACAGACUCGCACUGCUUCCUAAAGCUGCUCCAGGGUCAGCUGAAGGAGACGCUCUUCGACUGGCCNGACCGCACGCUGCAGGGGGGCAUGCUGCAGAAGUCCCAGCGGGUGCUGCUGGAGAACCAGUGUGCCUACAUCAAUGACUCCCUCGGGCUUCAUCGAGUGGAGAACGUGAGCCACACGGAGACGGCCGUCUCUCUGCACCUCUACAGCCCGCCCUUCCAGACGUGCCGGACGUUUGACCAGCGCACCGGACACCACAACAGCGUCAAGAUGACCUUCUGGAGCAAGUUCGGCGAGAGGACGCCGUAUGAAAGCACCGUUUCACAGGAGAACAACUGAGACGAGGGAAGCACGCCGGCGCUCGAUGGAAAUGUACACAUUAAAUUGAAACCGCAGUGAUGUUUAAAUCUUGCUCCAGCUCUUUUUUUUAAGAUUGGCAAAGGACAGUGGGAAGAGGGUCUCGCUGGUAAUUCAAGGCUCUUAAUCGUGGCCUGAAUAGACGCAUUAGUCCAGCCGUUCUCCCAGCAUUCCUGUGUAAUCAUGCUUUUGUGCCGUUACGGGACGGAUUUAUGAGAAGAAUCUGUGAAAGCUCCAGCAGAACUCAGCACUUGCUCUCCAUCUCCACACGCUCUUUUAUUCCGCGUCCAGAGAGCUUAUGUUUAUGAAUCUUGCCGUCAGUAAUCGAUGUCUCGUGGAACAAAUAUGGUCUCUGCAUUUGUAAUCUGGAGCUUUUAUUUAAAAUGGACCUGAAUCUUAGCUGGAAAUUCAUUUUUGAUUUAACAUUGAAGUAAAUAAAAUGUUUCCCAAAUGUU